This is a messenger RNA of Durio zibethinus, 1240 nucleotides long. The record is from RefSeq and is a predicted model, not a curated record. Lineage: Eukaryota; Viridiplantae; Streptophyta; Magnoliopsida; Malvales; Malvaceae.
UUUCAGCGACGGCAUUGUUACUUCUCUGUCCAAACUUUAUAAUCCUAAAUCGAAACGGAGAUAAUCACUAUAAAAGGAUAGAGGGAAUUCAAAAGAAAACUAAAAAUUAAAUAAAACUUUCGCCAUGGCUGACAAUCUGUUUGCUGCCAUUGACAUGGGCACGAAUGCCUUCAAACUUCUGAUAGUUGAAGCUCAUUCCCCAGGCAAAUUCGUCCCAAUUUUAACCGUCAAAGAACCCUUCGUUUUAGGCCGUGACUCGCCUUCUUCCACAAUCUCCACCCAUUCCCAACACCUCUCUCUCAAAUCACUUAAAAAAUUCAACAAACUCAUUCAAACCCGCCAUGUCCCAUCUCUCCACACUCGCUGCGUAGCCACAUCGGCUGUCCGUGAAGCCCGAAACAAGGCCCGGUUCAUCGAAUCGGUCGCUGAAUCCACCGGGUUCAAUGUUGAAGUUUUAUCAGGUGAACAGGAAGCUCGGUUUUCUUACCUGGCUGCCCUACAGUAUCUGCAUGUUUUCGAUCAUUUGGUUUUGAACGUUGAUAUCGGAGGUGGGUCAACUGAGUUUGCUAUUGGAUCACGUGGAAAGGUUGACUUUUGUAUGUCUUUGACGCUUGGUCACGUAACUUUGUCUCAACAGAAUUUCGGGGAUAAAGACGCUGGCAGAGUUUCGAAUAUGAGGGACUAUGAAAGGAACGUAGUCAAGGAAUCAGGGUUAGUGGAGAAAGUUAAAAACUUUGGCUUUGAAGUAGCUGUGGGUUCAUCAGGGACAAUAAGAGCCAUUGAAAAAGCAAUUUUCAGAGUAUAUGAAUUGGAUUUUUUUUAUAAUAAUGAGGCUUUGUUUAGGGAAUGCAAAAUGGAUAGGAGGUUUAGCAGAGAGGAAUUGAAGAGUGUUGUUGAGAGGUUAUGCAGGGGAGGAAAAGAGCUGAAAGCAUGGAGAGAUGGGAUUUUCGAGAGAAGGUCAGAGUCCUUAAUUGUUGCUGGUGGGAUUUUGUUGGAGGAGAUAUUUGAUUUGCUUGGGAUUGAAGAGAUGCUGGUUUCUGGUUAUGGAUUGAGAGAAGGUGUGAUUGCUGACACUUUGGCUAAGGUGUUUGAUGAUGGUUAUGAUUUCAGUGCUAAUGCUCGGUUUCAGUCCUUUUUGCGGCUUGCUACAAGGUUUCAUGCCGAAGACAAGGCUGCUUCUGCUGCUGAAAGUGCUAGUAUUGCCAGGCUGAUUUCGCGUCUCUUUGUUUUAGACAUUUAA